Messenger RNA from Closterium sp. Yama58-4, 2175 nucleotides. Lineage: Eukaryota; Viridiplantae; Streptophyta; Zygnematophyceae; Desmidiales; Closteriaceae. The record is from the annotation of a GenBank genome assembly.
AUGCUCUCGCUGCUGCCGGAAUCGUGGCUUCAAUUCACGAGCGGAUUGAGCCUGCCGCAGAACCAGAGCUCGUGGACGCUCGAGUGGGUGCGGAUGAAGAUUCUGGAGGAGGACUUCCGUCGCCGCCAACUGAGGGGUGGGGACGACGGCAGCAGCGGCUACGGGAUGCAAGGGAACCGACGUGGCAGAGGACGUGGCUUCGGUGGUGCUGGGCGCGGUGCAAAGAAGGACGACGACUCCAACGACCAACAAGGAGGUACCGGUUGGGGUCGCGGUGCGAAAUCUGGACAUGGGGGCAAGUCGGGUGCUGGUGGCAAAAUGAAAGGGAGUUGCUGGUAUUGUGAGAAGGAGGGGCACCCCUGGUUUUUGUGCUAUAAGAAACCCGAUAGAUGGACCCCCCAGAAUCGUCAACAGGAUGGCGGCGCGCGAAGGAACCAGAAAAGCGGCUCGAACAUGGUCGCUGAUUCGUCCGACAACAACCCGAAGAGCAACGCUGGUGCGGAGAAGAAGAAGGAGCGCACCGCGGGCCAGUUCUUCCAUAUUGGAGAGCAGGGGGAGCAAGGAGACGCCUCUGCCAAGGUUGGAGCAGAGCUGCACCCCCUGGACUAUUGGGUGUUGGACACGGGCGCUGCUUGGACGAUGACGCCGCGCAAAGACCUGCUGGACGAAGUACGAGCUGCACCGAUCAAUGAAGUGUGCUCCGCCUCUGGACACUCGCUGAAGGUGGCUGGUGCGGGACGAGCUGCGUUUAAGGGAGCGGAUGGCAAGCCGGUGGUGCUGCACGACGUUCUCCUCGUUCCCGACCUCAAGGCCAACCUCAUCUCCCUCCGUAAGCUUGCCAAGGCUGGGGUGAGCACUAGCACGGAUGGGGCUCGCACGUACAAGGGGCAGCUGGGCAAUCGGGUGCUUUGGGAUCUGCACGAGAGCAAGGACGUGUACAGAUCCAUGUGGCAGCUGCCGGCAUUGGCGUGGCACGGUGGGGGGCAGGCUAGAGAGGGGUCUGCAUCCCAGGGGGAGUGCAACGCCGUUGGAGGGGUUGGCGUGAAAGUGUCGGCCAGAUCUGGGGAGACAGAUUGGGCAACGGCACACCGACGCUUGGGGCAUGUGGCAAUGCCCUUAUUGAAGCAGCUGGAGAAGGAUGGAGCCGUCAAGGGUUUGAAGCUGAAUGGACAGCCACCCGAUGACAACUGUGAAAUCUGUUUGCUUUCAAAGUUCACCCGUUUCCCUUUCCAUAGUGUGGCUGGCAGGAGCAAGAAGCCUUUGGAGCUGGUCCACAUGGACUUGGUGGGGCCGCUGCCGGUGCAAGGGCACAAGGGGGAGCGGUAUUUCCUAACCAUAGUGGAUGACUGGAGCAGGCUGAUGUGGGCGAAGCCGCCGGUGGACAUGCUGAGGGUGUUCGGUUGCAUGGCAGUCGCCCACGUCCCCAAGACCUACCGCAGUAAGUUGGGGGCGAGUGCAAUCUGGUGUGUACAUUUGGGGCUGGCUGCUGAGAGCAAGGGAUGGCUGCUGUGGGAACCAUCCAAGGAUGUGUUGUUUGACAGCAGGGAUGUGAAAUUCAUUGAGGGCAUGAUGUAUGGGAGCUGGGAGAAACAGCCGGAGGCAAGGGUGUCCCAGCAGAUGGAGCAGAUCACCAUGCAGCUGGACCUGACUCCUAGUGUGUGGGAGGAGGGAGAGGAGGCAGCUGCGGGGAAUGGUGAUGGAGAGAAGGUACAGGAGGCAUCUGCUGGUGGAGAAAAUGGUGUGGAAACUGGCGGCAGCACUAGUGGAGCUGCUGGAUCCGAGGGAGGAGAGCAGCAGCAGGGGAAAACUAAGAAGCCGAAGGGUGUCGUUAUGAGGGGAUGGGAGACACCCGUCUCCAGGCCAGGACGUACCCGUAUGGCUACUAAGAAGCUGACUGCAGGAUCAUGUGUAGUGGAGCAGCAGCUUGGGACCGAGGAGGCAAUGCUGAUUCUACCUCAUGGGUAUGACCUGGAUGAGGAGGACGAACCUGCGUACUGUUUUCUUGCCCCUGCACCAGAGGAACCAGCUAGCAUGGAGGAGGCACUAGCUGGAUCAGAUAGGGAGAAGUGGCUGGCUUCUAGGGAUGCUGAGUACCAGAGCCUGCUAGAGAAUGGGACAUGGGAUCUGGUGGUGCUGCCUGAUGGAAAAAAGCGAUACAAUGCAAGUGGGUGCUGA